Messenger RNA from Chionomys nivalis (European snow vole), 8173 nucleotides. RefSeq names its product zinc finger protein 160-like. The coding region runs from base 396 to 2648 and encodes 750 amino acids. Gene Ontology annotation, molecular function: DNA-binding transcription factor activity, RNA polymerase II-specific; RNA polymerase II cis-regulatory region sequence-specific DNA binding. Gene Ontology annotation, biological process: regulation of transcription by RNA polymerase II. The transcript has 5 exons. The record is from RefSeq and is a predicted model, not a curated record. NCBI's taxonomy places the organism in Eukaryota, Metazoa, Chordata, Mammalia, Rodentia, Cricetidae.
ACCUUUACCCAUGCCCGGGAACCGUAUUGUGUGCGCCCAGCUCAACCCGCGUGACGCGGGGAGCCGCGAGACUGAGAAAGUAGGGACAUGGGAGAGAGAUGGCAGCAGAGCGAGGCGAGGGCUGCCCAGAGAAGAAGCAUCCAGAAAGGAUCAGGGACACGGAUUCAGACGCUUCUGCGGCUGGGGAGGAGACUUGACUGUCGUUGCUGCGGGAAGAGCCGGGCGAUGAGGGGACUAGAGAGGGAUGAAGCUGCGGAUGACAGUGGACCGGCUUGCGGCGGGAUAACUGGCCUGUCGGAGGGAAUACAGAAAGCAGGGUCUGGAGUACAGAAAGCAACGGGAGGACUGACUUCUGAAUACUCAGGUUACUCAAGGAAGAAGCUGGGAGGAGGAGAAUGAAGAAACAGAAAGAACCAGUAAUGUCUGCCAUGAAGGGGAAGUUGACUUUCAGUGAUGUGGCCAUAGAGUUCUCUCAGGAGGAGUGGGAAUGCCUGGACCCUGCACAGAAGGCUUUGCACAGGGAUGUCAUGUUGGAGAACUACAGCAACCUGGUCUCCCUCGGAGUCACAGUUCCUAAUCUGAAUAUUAUGUCUAUGUUGGAAGAAGAGAAAGGGUCCUGGAUCGUGGAGAGUAAGGCAGUAAUAACCAGAAAACCAAAUGGACAAGAAUAUGUGAGAGCUGUGAGGACAGUCAACUCUCUUGAACAUAUAAUUAAAGAUUUACCACCAAAAGAGAGCGGCAAUUCAGGGGAAAUAGACCAGACAGUGGUGUCAGAAAGAUAUAAAAGCAGUGGCACUGAAGACUCUUCCUUCAGAGAACUCCAGAAGAUCAUACAGGAUUUCGAGAGGAAAGACAGUGAAAGGAGUUAUAAAUUCACCCAUAGAGGACAUCAAGAUUGUAGAAAGAAUACAGGAAAAUGCCUUAGGAACUUACUUGAAAUGCAGCCAUUUCCAUCUACAGAGAAUAUUGAUGAUGAUGAACUUAAGUCUAUCACCAGUGGCUUUUCAAUUUCAUCAUCUGAACAAAUUUCGUCUAUUGGUGUCAAAGCUCACAUUGUUCAUGAAUAUGAAUAUGAUGUUUAUUGUUCACUACUUAUGAAAAGACGUAAAGCACACAUUAAGGAAAAACCUUAUCAAUGUAAUGAGUGUGGCAAGGUCUUCAGUUAUACUUCUUCUCUGGCACAUCAUCGGCAAAUUCAUACUGGAGAGAAACUUUACAAAUGUGUCCAAUGUGGCAAGGCUUUUUUUCGACGUUCUUACCUUUUGGUACAUGAGAGGCAUCACACUGGAGUAAAACCUUACAAAUGUAAUGAAUGUGGCAAGGUCUUCACACAGAAUUCACACCUUACAAGUCAUCGGAGAAUUCAUACUGGUGAGAAACCAUACAAGUGUAAUGAAUGUGGCAAAGCCUUUAGUGUUCGUUCAAACCUAACUAAUCAUCAGGUAAUUCAUACUGGUGAAAAACCUUAUAAAUGUAACGAGUGUGGCAAGGUCUUCAGUCAGACUUCAAGCCUUUCAAUUCAUCGGAGAACUCACACUGGAGAGAAACCUUACAGGUGCAAUGAGUGUGGGAAAGCCUUUAAUUCACAUUCAAACCUAAAUACCCAUCAGAUAAUCCAUACUGGAGAAAAACCCUACAAAUGUUCAGAGUGUGGCAAGGUCUUUACUCAGAAUUCACACCUUGCAAAUCAUUGGCGAAUCCAUACUGGAGAAAAACCUUACAAGUGUAAUGAGUGUGGAAAGGCUUUUAGUGUGUAUUCCAGCCUCACUACCCAUCAAGCAAUCCAUAGUGGAGAAAAACCUUACAAGUGUGAUGAGUGUGGCAAGGUUUUCACGCAAAAUUCACAUCUUGCAAGUCAUCGCGGAGUCCACAGUGGGGAGAAACCUUACAAAUGUGAAGAAUGUGGCAAGGUCUUCAGUCAGACUUCAAACCUAGCAAGGCAUUGGAGGGUUCAUACUGGGGAGAAACCUUACAAAUGCAAUGAAUGUGGCAAAGCUUUUAGUGUGCGUUCAAGCCUUACUUCCCAUCGGGUAAUCCAUACUGGAGAAAAACCUUACAAAUGUAAUGAAUGUGGCAAGGUCUUUAGUCAGACUUCAAGCCUUGCAAUUCAUCAGAGAAUUCACACUGGAGAGAAACCUUACAGGUGCAAUGAGUGUGGGAAAGCCUUUAAUUCACAUUCAAACCUAAAUACCCAUCAAGUAAUCCAUACUGGACAAAAACCCUAUAAAUGUCUGGAAUGUGGCAAGGUCUUUACUCAGAAUUCACACCUGGCAAAUCAUCGCAGAACCCACACAGGAGAGAAACCUUACAAGUGUAAUGAGUGUGGCAAAGCCUUCAGUGUGUACUCAAGUCUGACCACUCAUCAGGCAAUCCAUACUGGAGAAAAACCUUACAAGUGCAAUGAAUGUGGUAAAGUCUUCACUCAAAAUUCACACCUAGCAAGUCACCGUAGGACUCAUACUGGAGAAAAACCUUACAAAUGUGAUAAGUGUGGUAAAGCCUUUAGUGUGCGUUCAAGCUUGACUACCCAUCAGGCAAUCCAUACGGGAGAAAAACCUUAUACAUGUAGUGUGUGUGGCAAAGUCUUUAGUCGAAGUUCCAACCUUGCAAGUCAUCAGAGACUUCAUAUUGGACAGAAACAUAAGUGACUGUAGCAAGGCCUUCAGCCCCAAUUCACUUGCACAAUAUCCAGUCUUAAGAAAAUAUUAAUUUAAAUGAUAGAACAACACUCAUCAAGAGUUAAAGUACAUCACUGGUUAUGGUUAUAUGCAUGCAAACCACACACUUGUCAGACAGUUGUGGGAUUUACCAGAGGAAUAAGUCUUCAUCUUCCAUAGCUAAUCUUCGAUGUUACAGCCUACAAAAUAAUUAAUUGCAGAAUAAUUAAAAUUCAGAAUAGGCUAAAACUAUACACAUACACACACAUAUAUGUUGCAAGACUACAUUAAUAUACCUGGUUGCCUUCAGGAUAUAAAUUAGUUAUUGGUUUUUAUUUCCUUGCAAAGUCUUCCUUAUAAUUUAUGAUUAUCAGCCUCAACUUUGUGAUGGUAUAGUUCUUGCCCCAGGGCCUUUUUCUUGCACCCUCUGUGAAAAACAGGAUGAAAAAUCACAUUAGUAUGAAAGGAGCAUGUGUAUAAUUUCUGAGAAUGGCUCCACCUUUUGAAUUAACUUUUGCUUAACUUAUUGUUUUGUUUUAGUUGUGAUUGGCCCUAUGACCAAAGCCAACUUGGGGAGUAAAGUGUUUAUUUCAUCUUAUGGAUUACAGUUAAUUAAGAUAAGCCAGAGUAGGGGUUAGAGUAGGAGCGUGGAGGCAGGAACUAAGGUAGACAAUGGAGAUGGUAUGCCUGCUGGUUCACUUUUCAUGGCUUAACUUCCCUUAUACAACCCAGUACCACCUAGCACGGGGUGGUAGUGCCCAAAUUGGACUAGGCCCUCCCAGAAAAUGUUUGUCAGAUAUGCUCAGAGUCCAGCCUGAUGGAGGCAAUUUCUUAAGAGCCCCUCUUUCCAGGUAAUUCCUGGGUGUCAGGUUGACAAGAUCUAAACAGAACAUUUAUCAUCUGAAAGGCAUGGGAUAUUGUAAAACUGCAACACAAAGUUUUCAAGUUCAUUGUGUAAUUUGGGGGUUAUCUGUGUGGCAUCAGCAAUUAAAUGGGAAAGAAAUUAGAAUAUUGAACUUUCUUUUCCUUUUUUCUUUUUUAGUUUUCUUUUUUUAUUAUUUAUUAAAAAUUUUUCCCUCCUCCCAUUUUCCUCCCACCACCCCUCUUCCCCCCCUACUUCUUCAGUCCUAAGAGCAGUCAGGGUUUCCUGCCCUGUGGGAAGUCCAAGGUCCUCCCCCCACAUCCAGGUCUAGGAAGGUGAGCACCCAAACAGACUAGGCUCCCACAAGGCCAGUCCAUGCAGUAGAAUCAAAACUCAGUGCCAGUUCUUGGAGAAAAUCAACAAGAUUGACUGAAAAGAAUAUUGAACUUUUUAUGAAAUGAGAACAAUAUACUCAUAGGGAUGGAUUGUCUGGUAAAAUACAGAAGGCAUAGUUAGCAUCUACAUUGACUGGCAAUAGCUUUUGUACAGCAAAGUAUAAUUUUUCUUACUAUUUAAUUUGAAGAAAGAAACUAUUAGAAUGGAACAUUUAACCCAAAGAAUUAAAGUAUAGGAGCUGGCUAUAGAGGUUAUGGAGAAGCACUUGUCUACCAUCUGUGAGGCCCUUAGCAGCACCAAAAGUAAAAAUACACUAAAGUUUUCUUAAGGAUAUCAUUUACUUACUGUUGUUAAGCUUUGCCACUAUUUUAUUCAAAAUAUAUCCUUGACCUAAUUUUUAUUUAAAGCUUUUUACAUUUUUGCGAAUGUGUUUUUAAUUCUUCUGUAUAGUCUUUUUCUGUAUCAGUACAGUGCUCCUCCAAGGAAAUGAGAAAAUGAAGUAAAGCUCCUCAGGUUGAGGUUUCUAUACUUCGUAUGAAAUCAAAUGCUAUAAAGUUUUAGGGCCCUAUAAUCAUUUUCCAUUGAAUUUAUUCUGUCUAUGCCCAAAGGAUACUUGUGUAGAUAUAAUGGACAUCAAGAAGAUACAUUGUGUAGACUACCAAAGCAAAGAUAACAUGUUUUUGUAUAUACCUGUUGACUCUUCAUAGCUGUGCAGUACUUCAGACAUUCCAUUGAUUGAUAUAAACUAUGCAAUCUUCAUUCUGGUUGACUUUCCACAUCGAUAAAAUUUGAAAAACAACAGUACUAUUAGAAUCAUGAAUUCAACUAUUUAAUGAAAAAAGCUUACCUUAAGCACUGUUUAGUAAACAUGAAAUUAAAAUGCAUGAAGUAAUAUGAAUAAAAUAAUUCAGAAUUUCUUAAGGGAGAUAAUUUGUUACUUUUCUAUUAUGCUAGAAUACCCCCAAAAAAGCAAGUUACGGGGGGGAAAAGGUUAUUUUAUAGUUUUCAGAGGAGAUACAGUCAGUAAUGACAAGGAAGGCAUGACAAUCAGUAAAUGUUACAUAACCGGAACAGAAAGUUGGGCCAUGCUGUAAAACGUCAAAGGACAAUUCCCAGUUACCUCUUUCCCCAGUAAAGUUCCACAACCUUCCCAAAUAGUACUACCAACUGGGGACCAAAUGUUUAGUUACAUGAGCCUUUGGGAGACUUUUCUUAUUGAACCCUUCAUUGACUUCCCUCAGUGUUGCAUCCUUUCUUCCCUAAACCAGUAUGAACUGGGAAAUACUAAGUGCUGCCUCCAACUUUUUAUGAAGCUUUCCCUUGGGCCAGUUGCAUCAGCUUUUGCACACUGAAGCUGGUAAAAAACUUUCGUAUUUGCUUUGUUGGGGCAAAGGAACCCUAAGGUUUCACUACUCAUAAGCUGUGGCCUUAGCUAUUGGAGUUUUGUUUAUCUUUCUGUGCCACGUGUUUUUCACUAUAGACUCAUAAGUAGCCAGUAAUAACAAUGCCACAAAAUAAUGUCGUAUUUUGAAGACUUUCCCAAAGAAAUCAGCCCAUUACUUCCUAAUGCAAUGUCACUCAAAUUCUUGUGAUGGGGGGAGGUGUAGAUCACCUCAGCGGGAUCCUUUGCCAGUACAUAACAUAAACUGAUAUUAGAGUCCUUGCUUUCUUAUGAAAUCUUGUGAAUUAUACUUCCACGUUUUGCAUUUUUCUCAGUAUUGCUGUCAUCCCUGCUCACACUAGAAGUCCCAUUAAGUUCUACUUAUAGCAUUCAGUAGUAUUUCCAACCAAAAUACAUCAUGGGACUUUUCUUCCACAGUAUACAGGCCUAUAAACCACAUGGUUGGGUGUUGGGACCUAAUGGAGUCCUGGCCUUCCUACUCAUCUCCUCUGUUGGUGACCUUUUUUGCCCUUGUUGUUCUGGGUUUCUGAGAAACUUAUAAGUUCCUUACUCUCAGAGUUGUUUAUCAACCCUGCUUUCUGAGUACGCAUUGCCUUGGCCCUAACCUGAGGAUCCGGUGAUGAGGUCUUCAUCCUGUUGACCCACCUGUCUGGGUUAGGUAUAAACCCCCUUGGUGAUGUACAAUAAAAGGGCAUCUUAUUCUGCAACAUCCAGAGUGCAUGUUUCAUUAAUUCUGACCUGACAUCCCUUGCUCAGGCUUGGCAUCCAGGCUGAGCUGGUGCAGCAGUUGGGAUUAACAAAGAACCCACCUUGGUGGUUUGAACAACAAUGGCUUUUACAGUCUCAUAAAUUUGAAUGCUUGGUCAGGGAGCAGUCAUUAUUUGAAAGGAUAAGGAAUAAAUGGGUAGGCUUCGAAAUUUCAAAAACCCAAGGAAGGACCCAUGGCUCCUUGUUCCUGAUGCCUGCAUAUCUUAGUGUAGAACUCAGCUACUUUUCCAGCAAAAUGUCUGCCUGUAUGCUUCCAUGCUUGCCCACCAUGAUGAUAAUGAACUAAACCUCCAAAACUAGAGACAAGCUCCAAAUAAAUGCUUUCUUUUUUAAGAUUAGCUAUAUUCAUGGUGUAUAUUCAUAAAAAUAGAACUUUGGCUAAAACAGAAGUUAUCAGAGAUGGGGUAUUGCUAUUACAGGUCUCAUAAUGAUUUGGGGAAUAUGGGAGACUGGUACCUUGGACAAGAAAAAUGGACAUUUAACUAGGUCUUAAUGUACCAUUCUGGUAGGAUGAUGGAAGACAGUGCUGAGGAUGAUUUGAAAUGUGGAAGCUCAACUUCAGAGGGGAAGAAUAUUAGUGGCUUGGAGACUGUUCUUGUGAUAUGUUGACAAAUAAUAUGGCUUCUUUUCUUCCCCACCCUGAAAAUCUUCCAAAAUCUAAAUUGAAGAAUUUUGGAUUAAUGGUUUUGUCAGCGAUCAUUGACUGUGUCCCAUGGUUAGUUGUCACUCUAAUGCAGAUCUCUAAUGAAAAACAAGCUGACCAAGGAAAACUAUGGAAUGUACAGUUUGAGGAGAAAAGGAGCACCAGGAAAUGUAAUAUAGGAAGUAAGUUCAGUGCUGAAGGAGAUGAAAAGAUUUUUAAAAUGAUGUUAAAUGUAAUAAAUGAAGUGGUGAUCUCAGUGUCUCCACCCAGCAAAGCUUUUAUCUUGUGAAAAGGAAUUAAGGUAAAGCUCAAGGAAUGAAGGAAAUCAUUAACAAAUAAAGUUGAUACACAUGUAAUUGAAUAAGGGGCCCACAUUUCAGCUCCAGCAAGCAACAGAACUUAGCAUCUUUGGCCAUGUGGAUCUGACUUUAUGAGACCAGUGUACAAGGAAAGAGCUGUGACACAUCCCUCUGCAGCUAAGAAAAAUUGCUGAGGCCAUGUAUAUUUCAGUGCUUUCCCUCCAUAAAGGCCCAGAGAUGCUUUGCAUGAAGCUGUGAAUAUGAAUCCUUUAUCGCUUUGGGGACCUCCCAAGAUGGUGAAGAUGCCAAAAUGUGAGAUACCCACCAAGAACUGCUAAAAGCAAGUGAAAUAAGUUCCAGAGAGAGAGAAGUGUGUUGUAAUCAACUGAAAAGUGUUGGAUAUCUGAAGAGUUCUUUGACAUCAGACAUGGAGAUGCAGAGUUUAGAAUUUGCCAUGCCAGUUUGAAGUUCUUUUUUUUUUUCGCCCCCUCCCCCAUCCCAGUUUGAAGUUCUUUGGUCCAGAAUUUCCUCACUAUGAUUCCUUUCCUCCUAUUUGAAAUGGUGUUGAAUAUUCAAUGCCAUUGUAUGUGAUCCACUUUUUGAUUUUGAUUUUACAAGAGGUUAUAGUUAAAAGAUUGCUAUGAGUCUCAAAUAGUGUUGAUACUGUUAUAAAUUAUGGGGUCUUUAAAAGUUGGAUUGAAUGCAAUUUUGUAUUAUGAUAUAGCUACAAGUCUAUGGUGCUUGGGAGUGAAGUGGGUGGUUUCAAUAAAAAUAACCCCCAUAGUCUCAUAGAUUUUAAGUAUUUGGUCUUUAGUUUGUUCCUCUUGACAAUGAUUAGGAGCUGUGACCUUGUCAGAAGUGUCUCAUUGGGUACAGGAUUUGGGGUUUCAAAUGUUCAAACCAGGCCCAGUGUCUUCCUCACUCCCUGGUGUCUACCAAUGUAGAUUUAGAACUAUGCUACAUCUGUAGCACCAUAUCUGUCUGUAUGCCACCAGGCUUCCCACCAUAAUGGUAAUGGACUAAACCUCUGAAAGUGUAAGCCAGCCUCAAUUAACAUUUUUCUUGUGUAAGCAUUGCCAAGAUCAUGGUGUCUCUUCAUAGCAUUUGAGCACUAAGACAGAAAUUAUAUACAUUAAAUGAGAAGGA